Notolabrus celidotus (New Zealand spotty) is the source of this 672-nucleotide messenger RNA. RefSeq names its product chromosome 11 C1orf194 homolog (gene cfap276). The transcript has 5 exons. Lineage: Eukaryota; Metazoa; Chordata; Actinopteri; Labriformes; Labridae. Bases 135 to 545 code for a protein of 136 amino acids. The record is from RefSeq and is a predicted model, not a curated record.
GAAGUAUGGAGUUGCUUAGGAACCAGGUUGUGACCCCUGGCAGAGUUUUUGCUCAGCUGUGACUGAAGCUACAAAAACAAACUCGCGGACAUAGUUUGUUUUUUGUCCGUCGAGCUUGCUGUUUAUCAUUGAAUAUGUCGAGCCGGGAUCCUUUCCCUUCCCUAAAGUUUGAGAAUGACCUAACUCUCAGCGGCCUUAGACCAAAACAGAGGAGGACAUAUGAAAAACCGAUUCACAUUGCUCAAACAGAGGAGCCAUGGAGUCGCCUUCAUGAUACAGCCACUUUAGCCAGCACCAGGCGGAGCGAUAUGUUUGAUGACAGUCAGGGUCAAAUCGACAGCCUGGACUUCCAGCUCAAGUCUAUGUAUGAUCAUCACAAAGACCUCUUCUUGAAAAAGAAUCAGCUGAUGUACCAGAGGGAGACUUUCGCUGACGACCAGAAAAAACAGGAAAAAUUGAUCCAGGACAUGCUGAAAAAAGAUCAAGAGAAAACCAUUAGGAUGUGGGUGGAUCCACAAAGGUGCUCAAUUUACAGCAUCAAAUGAAGAACAGGCAUUUUCAAACAUGGGCAACAGCAGGAAGAAAGAUCCAUUCGGUUAACAUGAAGCUUUCUAAACUGCUGUCUCUACAACCUAUACCAGAGCUCAUGAAUAAAUUACUUCUUUCUCUGCA